AACUCUCUCUCUCUCUCUCUUUUAAUCUAACCUAAUUGCUUCACGUUCUCAACCAAAGUGUUCUUACAAAACUUAUGCAGAGGCCAGAGGGUCAAAAUCAAGUGUUCUUGGAUCGUGUCGGACUCCCUUAUAAUCUCCUUGGAAUAUCCGAAAUCUCUCUCUUUCGUUCUUAAGUUUCUGCUGUUCAUAUCCUACAAACCUUUUUAUUGUAUAAUUAUCGGUUUGAUACACUAAUCUAAAUCGAAUAUUAUAAAAUUCUAUUAUGAAAGAUCCUUCUAAUUUAAUUUAUUCUAUUGUCAAGAUGCAAAUCUCUAACAUUACUUGAAAAAAUUAUUAUGUAUAUAUACCCCCACACAUGCAACCUUUUCCCUUGCAUUACAUCAACUAACCCCACGCUUGUUCAUUUAUCUUUCUGUUUUUGUGUUUCUCCAUCAUGGCGGAGCUAGAAUACCAAGUUGAUAAUACCAAAAGCAGCAGCAGCACCGCACGUUUAAAGCUCUUCGGCUUCAACGUCUCGGAAGAUGAUGAUGUUAUGGAUUCCAGCGCCACCAAAGAUCCGUCAUCGGGGUUGUCUUCGGAUCCGGGCGUAUUCCCGGCUUCCGGUGACCGGAAGUACGAGUGUCAGUAUUGUUGCCGUGAGUUUGCUAAUUCUCAAGCUUUGGGAGGUCAUCAGAACGCUCAUAAGAAGGAGAGGCAACAGAUGAAGCGUGCUCACCUUCGAGCCUCGAGAAGCGCAGCCGUUUCAUUCGCUAGGAAUCCUAAUAUCUCGGCCUUUGCCCCUCCGCCGUAUCUCUUAGCGUCAGCUACACCCGUCGUGGUGCCGGAUGCGGUAGGACCGUCGUGGGUGUACCUGCCUCGAGGAGGUCCACCUCCUUUCCACGUCUCACAUGGUUGCGUGAUCCCAGGCGCUGGUGGUGGUGGUGGAGCGGGGAGGGGCCCGGCUAGUGUACCUUAUGGUGGUGGCUUGGGGGAUACCGGCGUCGGCGUUGGUCCACAAGUGAUGCAAGGUGGGGCCCACCACCAUGGGAGGGCGGUUAAUGGACCGUCGUUGCGUAGGUUUUCAAAGGGAGAUGGUGGUUCCAGUUCUGACGAAGCAUUGGGAUUAGAUUUGCACCUUAGUCUUGCUCCGGCCAGGCCUUGACUCGGGCUUUGCCGUUUGGAGAUCUUUGUACAUUUUCAAAACAUUUUAUUUUUCAUUUAUUUGGAAAUUAUUUGUUUCACUUGCACAUACUUUUUUAUUUUUCCAAAGUUACAAUCACUUAAUUUCCCUCGCCAAUAUGAAUUUUGUACCAUAAAAUCUAAAUUUAGAACGAAA
This is a messenger RNA of Hibiscus syriacus, 1315 nucleotides long. RefSeq names its product zinc finger protein GIS3-like. Gene Ontology annotation, molecular function: transcription cis-regulatory region binding; DNA-binding transcription factor activity. NCBI's taxonomy places the organism in Eukaryota, Viridiplantae, Streptophyta, Magnoliopsida, Malvales, Malvaceae. Gene Ontology annotation, biological process: gibberellic acid mediated signaling pathway; trichome differentiation; cytokinin-activated signaling pathway. The coding region runs from base 434 to 1141 and encodes 235 amino acids. The transcript has a single exon. The record is from RefSeq and is a predicted model, not a curated record. Gene Ontology annotation, cellular component: nucleus.